AUGCUGUCUCGGCUGCUGGAAGUCCAAGCCCAUGGUGGACUUCGAGAAAAACUUCAUGUGGGUGCCCCCUCUCUUCAAGCUGCAAUCGUGAACUGCGGAAGAGCACAACGGUGGCAGCAAGCGCUCGGGUUGCUACGAGACGCCCCGCGGUGUCGCGGGGAGGUGAGCACGGCCGUAUACAAUUGUGUGAUGAGUGCGUGCGGAAAGGGAAAUCAAUGGCAGCGGGCGUUGUCACUGUUCAGCGGAAUGACAGAAGAGGUGUUGCAGCCUGAUGUGAUCAGCUACUGUGCUGUAGCCAGUGUGUGUUCCAAAGCAUUGGAGUGGCAGCAAUCGUUGCUGGUGUUCGCAGACUUGUGUGGGGCGAAGCUGGAGCUUGACGCCUUUAGCUACUCUGCCGGGAUUAGCGCGUGCGAGAAGGGCAAGCAGUGGCAGCAGGCUCUGGCGCUGCUCAGCGACAUGUGUGAGGCGAGCAUCGAGCUGGACUCAGCUACAGCGCUGGGAUCAGCGCGUGCGAGAAGGUCAAGCAGUGGCAGCGGGCUCUGGCGCUGCUGA
Messenger RNA from Prorocentrum cordatum, 552 nucleotides. The record is from the annotation of a GenBank genome assembly. Lineage: Eukaryota; Dinophyceae; Prorocentrales; Prorocentraceae.